Messenger RNA from Myotis davidii, 717 nucleotides. RefSeq names its product crystallin beta B1 (gene CRYBB1). Gene Ontology annotation, molecular function: structural constituent of eye lens. NCBI's taxonomy places the organism in Eukaryota, Metazoa, Chordata, Mammalia, Chiroptera, Vespertilionidae. The record is from RefSeq and is a predicted model, not a curated record. Gene Ontology annotation, biological process: lens development in camera-type eye; visual perception.
AUGUCUCAGCUGGCCUGUGCCUCCAUAGCAGCUGCGGGGAACCCAGUGCCCGACAGCAAGGGGAAGGGGGCCCCGCUGGCCCCAGCAUCCGUGCCCAUGCCCACCGUCAAAGUGGGGCCCCUGGCCCCUGGGAGCUACCAGCUGGGGGUCUUUGAGCAGGAGAACUUCCAGGGUCACUGGGUGGAAUUCUCCGGGCAGUGCUUGAACCUGGGAGACCGCGGCUUCGACCGAGUGAGCAGCCUCAUCGUCACCUCUGGACCCUGGGUCGCCUUUGCAUCUGACUUCCAAGGGGAGAUGUUCAUCCUGGAGAAGGGCCAGUACCCGCGCUGGGACACCCGGUCCACCAGCUACCGCAGCGAUCGGCUCAUGUCCUUCCAACCCGUCAGGAUGGACUCCCAGGAGCACAAGAUCGGCCUGUUGGAAGGAGCCAACUUCAAGGGCAACACCGUGGAGAUCCAGGAGGACAACGUGCCCCGUCUCUGGGUCCAUGGCUUCCGUGGCCGCGUGGGCAGUGCGAGGGUGUCCAGUGGAACCUGGGUAGGGUAUCAGUACCCAGGCUACCGCGGGGACCAGUACCUCCUGGAGCCUGGUGACUUCUGGCACUGGAAUGAAUGGGGAGCCUUCCAGCCUUAGAUGCAGGCCGUGCGCUGCCUUCGGGACAGGCAGUGGCAUCGCGAGGGCUGCUUCGCUAAUCUGGCGGUGGAGCUCCCCAAGUGA